AUGAAUAAAAAUAGUGAAUUUCGAAUGGCAGUGGUAGGAGCGAAACAAAAUGAUAGAAUUCAGGCAACACAACCAAUGGAUUCUGUACUCGGCCUCAACCAGAAUCAUGUUUUUCUCAUUACGAAUAUGCGCCGAGAUGUAAAUAUCUCUUGGAAUUUUAGCAGCUCAAUAAAUGAUAUCGAUUGGAUUGGAUUAUUUCGAGUUGGUUAG
Thelazia callipaeda (thelaziosis nematode) is the source of this 210-nucleotide messenger RNA. NCBI's taxonomy places the organism in Eukaryota, Metazoa, Nematoda, Chromadorea, Rhabditida, Thelaziidae. The record is from the annotation of a GenBank genome assembly.